Messenger RNA from Durusdinium trenchii, 483 nucleotides. The record is from the annotation of a GenBank genome assembly. Lineage: Eukaryota; Dinophyceae; Suessiales; Symbiodiniaceae.
AUGCUGAGUGCACCCGGAGUCGACUUUCAAGGUGGUGACUUUUGUACCCUUGAAAGUGAUGACACCUUACGUUCUCAUCACUUUGGCAAAGGAGAUGCGCUGGUGUUUCUCUCGCACAAGGCGCACUGUGUUCAGCCAGUGACCUCUGGUCGACGUCAGACUUUGGUCAUGGAACUGUGGGAAGGUGAAGAGAGAUGUUGCAACCAUCGUUGUCAUCAACGCUGGGGCGAGUGCAGAGAAGAUGAAGUGCAGCCUGUGAAGGCAGAUCCCACCCGCGUGCUGCAAGAUGGCCCACGGCUUUUUGCGGCCACGGCCUUCGAGGGCAUUGCUUUCUUUCCGAAGGUUGGCCAGAUCUUGCGUCAAAGCCUUCAGAAACCAAAGAGUGCUUGCAAUGUGGAGGUCGUUUUCGAAGAUGCACGGCCUGUGGCAUCGGUCCGGGCUACGCGAAAAAUUCAAAGAGGUGAGUUGCUUGUGCUGAAGUGA